This is a messenger RNA of Linum trigynum, 3126 nucleotides long. The record is from the annotation of a GenBank genome assembly. Lineage: Eukaryota; Viridiplantae; Streptophyta; Magnoliopsida; Malpighiales; Linaceae.
CACUACCCCACUUCUCCACCUCUCUCCCGUGAUCAAAUUAAUCCCCACCUGCAAUACAGAUCCAACCGAGAACACUUCCUCCCUACAGCUAGCAGCACAAUCAUCCAACCAUCCAGUCCCUACAACAUUUACUCUGGAUCUGAACUACUCUUGUCAACAUAUACUUUCCUUCUCAUCUCCUCCCAUUCGCAGCAGACAACACAUUGUAUGUUAAAUUUAACCUCAUGUCAAGCAUAGCAUAAGCAAGGUUCUUGAGAAACUGAUUGAAGGGCCAUGUUUGAGAAGUAGAGAGUCGGUGGGCUUUAUGCCAGACUUAUUCCUCUCUUCCUCCCCCAACUGCUUACCAUCACUAUCACCUUCUCGUCAUCUUUACCUCCAUCACCAUCUCCCCGCCGUCAAACACAUCGCCACCACCAGCCGACGAACACCAUCAUCAUCACUUCCCAGGCUACAUCACCAACUUACCUCGAUCAGAAGCAGGACGUGGGACGUCCCAAAUCACCGACGCCCAACGAAAGCAGCAACUCGCCUCGGUUCACGUCGAGCGUACACCGCGGCCUCACCUCCACGUUAAAGAAAAGGAAAAAAAAGUAGGGAAUAGAAGAAGAGGGAAAGGAAGGAGUCUGGGCACUGGGUUUUGGUCGGGAGAAGGUCAGAAAUCAUUCCACGGAGUCAGAAUCCAAGUUAGUGGUCGUUUGGUGGUUCGUCGGAGCUUCAUCGGCGUCUCGCCGGAGUAUCGCCGGAUUCUGAAAAAAAAAAAAUCAACUUCGACCAAACUUCAAAAGGUGGAUACGGUCGCGUAGAGGGCGAUCUCAGGAGCGUCACGGUGUCGACGAAAUCAAAUUCGGACGUCGGAUGAGGGAGAACCGAGUCUCCCAAGUUUGAGGAAGAACAUGUCAACUAUCAGGUACCAUUUCGUGGAAAUUCAAAAAAGUUGGAGGAUUAAAUGUGUAAUUUUUCCAGCAGGUCGUGGUCAACUGUGUUGACUGGAAAAUAUCAGUUGCGGUACUUGGUACUUCUAAACUGACAGAAUAUUUAUUUUGGCCAUAACUCGAUCAAUAGACGUCCGAUCGAGGAACCGUCUGCGCUCACGGAAACGUAGAAGCGAGGGGAAUGUUAUAGGAGGGAGUUUUGGAAUUUUUCAUAGUCUGAGAAUAUUCAUCUUUUCGAGGUGAGUGGUUUAAGGGGGUAAAUUCUACGCCUUACGUAUUUUCAAAUAUUUGACUUACGAGUUUUACGUAUGUCUGUUUAUAUGAAUUGUAUGCCAGUUAUUGAUUUAUGCCGUGAUUGAUAAAGCAUGUUAUAUUUGAGAUAUUAUCUGAGAUGCUCUAUUUGAGUUAUGAUUGUGAAGUAUAUGAUUAUUGAGCUGUCAGUAUUUACUUGAAGCUUUUAUAUUUAUGUUAUUUAAUGAAGGUUACUUGAUCUUUAAGGAUCAACAUUUAAGAGGUAUUUCACUCCUAAUUAGAUUAGGGUGAAAAGAUUUAAAGGUAGUUCACUAACGCAGUCCCCCGCCCGAGUGAAAGUUUAAAGGAAGAGCAAGUUUGCUCUUAAGGAACAUGUGGAUGAAUCACUUAGACAUCACAUGAAGUUUAAAGGAAGAGUAUGAUAUACUCUUAAGGUUUAUGGGGUUGAAUAGAUUACUCCCAUAAAAAGGUUUAAGGAAAGGCCUAUGUUGGCCCUCAUACGUAUGAGCUGGGCGGUUGGACUAGUUAGUGAGGGGAUCCCAGUGUUGGUCAAAUGUUUAAUAUUUUUGAGGGUGGCGAGUAACAACAACUCCCACGUUUUUAAGGGUUAAAAUAUAAAGGGUGGAAGUAUGAACAACUUCCACAAGUUUUGAGGUGAACACUUAAGGGAACACCCGUAAGUGCUUCAAGUUUAAGUAAUGGCGUAGAUUGACCCCAACCCACUCACCAGGUCGUAGAGGAGGAGCUAGGGAGCAUUCAGUCGAGGAGCGUCCAGUGAGAGAGCAGGCUACCCGAGGAGGACCACGUGAGCACUUCUGAAGAUGUCUGACCACGGAUCGGAGUAAGCAGCGUUUGUAAUCUUUAGUUAUUUACUUUAUGAUCAUGAGUAAUGACUGGAGAAUUUAAAAGGAUAAGACUUUAUGGAUUGAGGUUUGCCCAAAUGUUAGGGCUUUGCUUUUAAAUUGUAAGGUGUAUUUUCAGUAUUGGUAUUUCGAGCACAUUAUUGUUUCUUUCCUUCAAAAUUUUAAAUAUGCUCCGGAGCAAAAUUGUUAUUUAAGUGUUUUAGAAAUCGGGAUGUGACACAGUGAAGCCGACGUCAAAAAGCCCACAGUCUCGAAUACAAGCAUUGAAGCUAGCCGUUCUGCUCGGAUUAUACGCAGCACCUCCUUUGCGCUCCGAAGGGCAGGUGAUUGAGUUGAAAUCCCCCGCUAAUAGCCACGGCCUCUCAAUGUUUUGUUCCAGUCUUCGAAUGGCCGCCCAAAGGGGUUGCCUGUCAUGCUCAUUAGGCUUGGCGUAGAUUGCAGUCAAGAGCACUGAGAAUCUGUUCUGAUUUGUGCACAAAAGGUGGAGAAAUUGUGAGUCACGAUCCAAUUCAGUAAUAUCAAGGUGAGUAUCUUUCCAAAGCACCCAAAUACCACCAGAAAAACCAAUAGCAUCAACCACAAUGUACUUAUCAAACCCCAUGGACUUAAUAACGUCUUCUGCAUCCUUACCACUGAUCCGUGGUUCCACAAUAAAGACAAUAUUUGGUCUAUGGGCGAACACAUACUCCUUAAACGUUGCUAGAAAUUUGGGGUGUUUUGCCCCUCGGCAAUUCCAACUAAAAAUACUAAACAUAAGGAAUAAAAGACAAGAGAAAAAGCACAAACUUCCCUGACUUGCAGAAGCACACGGGAUGACGCUUAAUUCGCCGGCUUCGCCAGCGGGGGUUCACAACCCACCAGGGCGGUCGCUUCCGGCUCCAGAUUCCCUCCAAUACCAGUGGACUGAGGCUCGGCGAUGACAUCCAUGGAUUCCUUACUUUCUUUGGAUCCCGAACUCGACGUUCCAACAGAAAGCUCUGAUACCAUGUCAAAAACCAGUUGAUCCCAAUAACUCGAGUUGUUAGGAGAGGUUCAAUCGUGGAUCAUAUACCACACGCUAAUAAAAUCGACACAAUGGG